Paramecium primaurelia is the source of this 5859-nucleotide messenger RNA. The record is from the annotation of a GenBank genome assembly. Lineage: Eukaryota; Ciliophora; Oligohymenophorea; Peniculida; Parameciidae.
AUGAUCUUUAUUUAUUGGUUAACUCUUAUUUAAAACACUUUUGCAGAGUCAGCCACUCUGAAUGUUUCGAAUGCUGCUUGUUCAUGCACAUAACUUUUAACUGAGAAUGAAUGUAGAGAACGAAAAUGCUAUUGGAGCAAUAAUACAUGUUCCACUUUAACAAUAAAACCAACUAAUUAUUGCGAUUUGAUAGGAAUUGAAGUAUGUAUGAAUACACCAGGUUGUGCUAAUGUUUCUGAGAAAUGUGUUUCUUUUUCAGGAUGCAGUGCCUACUAAUACCCAACAAAUGAAAUAUGUUAAAACAUUUCAAUGAAUUGUACAACAGAUGGAGAAUAGUGUAUAGAAUUAGAUUAGUGUAGUAGUUACACAAAUUAGGUUAGUUGUGUAAAGGAUGACAAUGGAAAAUUUUGUUAUUGGAAUAUUGAAAAACGAGUAUGUUAAUUACCAACAACUUGUGAUGUAUUGCCAAGUACUUUGAAUUCUGAUGCUUUAUGUAGAUUCUAGAUUAAUAGUUGUACAAUGAAAUAAGGUGGUGGAUGUGAGGCUAGUGGAGAUAAAUGUGAAAAUUAAAAAUUUGAGGGAGCAUGUAUUACAAGUUUAGAUUAAAAAAUAUAGUGUAUAUGGGAUUAAAAUUAAUGUAAAGAUAAAACUUGUUUAAAUUCUCCUUAAAGUAAUAUAACACAUGAAUUAUGUACAUUAUAUUUAUCUACAUGUACAGUAAAUGAUACUUUAAAUGGAUGUCUAGAUUAAUAAAUGUUAUGUUCAUCAUAUAAGAUUUAGAAUAAUUGUAUUAUUAAUAGUGUUGGUUAAAAUUGUUAUUGGAAUAAAAACAAUUAAAAAUGUGAAGAUAAAAAUUGUGAUAAUGCAACUGAUGAUUAUUAGAAUCAUGAUUUAUGUUAAUAGUGGUUAAAUACUUGUACUGUUAAAUCUAGUGGAAUAGGUUGUUAGACUAAAUUAAAUGAUUGUACAAAAUAUACUACUUCUAAUUAAUGUAUUUAGACAUUAAUUGGAGAUGAAUGUUUUUGGAAUGAAACUAAAUGUUUAUUAAAAUCAUGUGAGAAUGCACCUUCAACAAAUAUUAAUCAUGAUAUGUGUACUUAAUAUUCACAAAUAUGUACUGUAUAAAUUGAUUUAACUGGAUGUUAAAAGAGAAAAACUUCUUGUUCUCUCUAUACAAAAGUAGAAUAAUGUGUAUAAUAAUUGGAUGGUAAGUUAUGUAUAUUUUAGAAUGAUUUAUGUAUAGAGAGAAUAUGUAGUAAUGCUUCUGAAGAUUUUACAAAUGAAUAAGAAUGUAAAGGAUUUUCAUCUACUUGUAUGGUCAAAUCUAAUUAUAAAGGUUGUAUUUUAUAAGAAUGCAAAAACAUUUAAAUAAAAGAUAAUUGUACAUUAGAUUAUUAAAAUAAAUAAUGUUAUUAUGGAUAAUAAUGUUAAUAAAGAACUUGUUUUAAUGCUCCAUUGACUUAUAAAACAGAUAAAGAAUGUAGAUCAUAUUUAAAUGAGUGUACAGUCAAUUAAGAACUUAAAGGAUGUAUUGAGAGACCAUUAUCAUGUGAUAAAUUGAAUGAAUAAUAAUGUACUAUAUUAAGUGAUAAUGUGACAAAAUGUAGUUGGAAUGAUGAUAAUGAGAAUAAUAAAGUAUGUAGAAUCUUGAAUUGUUCAGAUAUUACACCAGGAACAUAAACAAAUGAAACUUGUACUACUUUUGAUCCAUCUUGUACAGUAGCUGAAAAUCCAAGUAUAUGUAUGACAAAACCAUUGGGUUGUUCAUUAAUAUUAAAUAAAUAACAUUGUUUUGCAGUAGUAUUAACAGAUAUGCAAUCAACUUGUAGUUGGGAUAAUGAUAAUUCAAUAUGUAGAGAUCGUUAAUGUUCAGAUGCUAAUUAAAUAUUAAAGACAGAAGAUGAAUGUAGAAAUUACUUACCUAUAUGUACACUAAGUUCAACAGGAUCUGGAUGUGUAAAUGAACCAAUAUCAUGUAAAGGAUACAGAACUAAAGAUGUAUGUAAAAGUUUAGUAUCUGAUCCAAAUAAUAUAAUUUUAUGUGGUUGGAAUGGUUGUGAAGAUAGAACUUGUUUUAAUGCACCUAUUUUGAAUUUAGGAUAAUUAUAUACACAUUCAUCAUGUAAUUCUUAUUUAAAUUCAUGUACUUUAAAUGCUAAUUAAACUGGUUGUGUUAAUUAAUUUACAACUUGUGAUUAAAUUAAAAGUUAAUUUUAAUGUGGAGAUACAAUCUUAGUAAGUGGAUCUAGAUGUUAUUAUGAUGUAUCAACUGAGAAUUAUUUCUGUAGAGAUUUCAAAUGUACUGAUGAAACAUCUUCAUUAAUGACUCAUGUUAAAUGCUAGAACUUAAGUAAUCAAUGUACUCUUGCUGAAAGUGGUAUGGGUUGUGUAGAUAUAUUAAGUUCUUGUUCAGAAAUUAAAGAUAUGAUAUAAUGUGAAGGAACUAUUUUAACCUUUAAUCGUUAAUGCAGUUGGGAUACAAACCCUUCUGAAAAUUCAAUUCCAAUUUGUAAAGAUAGAGCAUGUAAAUACAGUCCAUAUAAAGGCAAUGCUGUUAGUUGUGAAAACUACUUAUCCUCUUGUACUUUAGGUGAUCCUGAUUUAGGAUGUAUUGAAAAACCCUCAACUUGUAAUGGUCUUAAUUAAAAAUAAUGCAAUAAUGUAAAAUUAAUUGAUGGAACUUAUUGCUCAUUUGAUAGUACUAUUGUUAAUGAGUUAUUAUAAUGCCAUACUAGAAUUUGUGCUGAUGCUCCUACUAAUUAUCAUACUGAUGCUAAUUGCAGAACAUGGUUACCUAAUUGCACAGUAAAAUCUAAUGAAGCUGGUUGUAUUGAUGAACCUACAGAUUGUAAUUUAAUGACAAAAUCAUAAUGCUUCAUUUCCAAUGGAAUAACUUGCUUCUGGAAUGGCAAUGCUAAUCCUGCCAAUUGCAGAGUAGCUCUAUGUACUGAUGCAAAUAAAAGUUUGUAUACAAGUGAUGCUUUAUGUAAAAGUUAUAGAGCUGAUUGUACAGUUGCAAAGGCUAAUGGAUGCAUUACAUAACCAACUUCUUGUGCUUCUUUGGAUUAAGAACAUUGUCCUAAAAUAACAAUCAAUUCUACAAAUAAGGAGACUAGUGAAUAUAAAUGCAGUUGGAAUCUAUCUAUUUCAGCAUGUUAAGAUAGAGUUUGUACUGAUGCACCCAUUACAAUCAAUACAGAAGAAGGAUGUAGAAGUUGGCUUAAGACUUGUACUCUUGGAUUAACAAAUUAAGGAUGUAUGAUUGAAUAGACAACAUGUGAUUUAGUAUAAACAUAGAAUUAAUGUUAAGUAUUAUCUAAUGGUACUAAAUGUGGAUGGAAUACAGGUUGUGUAAAUAGAACAUGUUCCAAUGCUCCUGAUACUUAUACAACUGAUUAAUAAUGCAGAGACUAUCUUUCAAAUUGUACUGUUUAAGCAGAUGGAACUGGAUGUGUUAUAUAAGCAUCUAAAUGUAUUGAUAUUUUAGUAGAUAAACAAUGCAUUAAAAUUAAUGAUACUAAAUUAUGUCAAUGGAAUUCAAUUAAAUUAAAAUGUGAAGAUAGAAUAUGUAAUAAUGCUCCUCUUACAUUAAUAAAUCAUUAAAUGUGUCAAGAUUUCUUAAUUACUUGUACAGUUAAAGCAACUGGAGCUGGUUGUUAAACUCUAUUUGAUAAAUGUUCUACUUAUACAAUUAAUAAACAUUGUAUAUUAACAACAAACAAUACUAGUUGUCAAUGGGUUAUGAUUUCAGGAAUAGGUUAAUGUGUAGAUAUUUAUGAUGCAUGUUCAUCCUAUACUUUUGAAGCUGCUUGCACUAAAUAAAAGGAUUCAACUAAAUGUAUUUGGUUAAAUGGAUCCUGUUAUAAUAGAGAAUGUUAACAUGCACCCAAAUCCUAUUCUACUCAUCAGUAAUGUCAAGAUUAUGGAAAUUGUACUACUAAUGGAUAAGGUUGUAUAAAUUAUAUACCAUGUGAUUAAUAUAAAUAUGCAGCUUCUUGUAUUUAAGGACUCAAUGGAAAAUGUACACUUGUUAAUUAAUGUUAAAAUAUUAGUUGUGAUUUAGCCCCUAUUACAUAUAAGACUCAUAAUGAAUGUCAAUCAUUUCUUUCUACAUGUACUACUAAUGGAAAUGGUUGUAUUGAAAUCAAGAGAUGUUAAGAUGUUUAUGUUGAAGAAGCCUGUAAAAUAAAUACAAAUAAAAAAGAGUGUGCUUGGGUCAAUGGAAUGUGUUAUGAUAAAAGUUGUGAUACUGCUGAUAAAUCUAUUUUAUCAGAAAAAGGAUGUAAUGAAUAUUAUCCUGAAGGCAAAUGUACAACUAAAAAAGGAGGAGGUUGUAUUACAAAAGGCAAGUGUAAAGAUGCAUAAGUAGAAUAAGCUUGUAUCACAUAAUUUGAUGGAUAGAAAUGUUCAUGGUAAAAUGGAAUUUGUUAAUUGAGAUCAUGCACAGACAUAUUGGGUUAUGAUUAUAAAACAUGUAAUACUGCUUAAUCUGAUUGUACAACAGAUGGAUAUCAAUGUACAAUUAUGAAAACAUGUUCAAAUACUUUGAUUCAAUAAGCUUGUAUAAUGGGAACAGAUGGACCAUGUAGAUGGAGUUAAGAGAAAUGUUAUAGAUAUACAAAAUGUACAGAUCUCAUUUAUACAACUCAUUUGUAAUGCAACACUAUCCAUCCUUAAUGUACUACAAAUGGAUAUAAUUGUGUUGCUAUUACAAAAUGUUCUAAAACACUUAAAGUUGGUUGUUUUAUAGGUAUCAAUAAUAAUUCAAUUGGAUAAUGUAUUUGGACACCAACUAAUGUUAAAACAUCAGCUUCUUAUCAAUGCAUUGAUUUUAAUGAAUGUAGAAAUGCUUUAUAUUUAAAUCAUGAUGAUUGUUAUUACUAUUCUCUUGGUUAAUGUACAAGUGAUGGUUUUAGUGGUUGUAUUUAAUUGGAUAAUUGUACAAAUUAUACUAUAGAAUCUGCAUGUUAUAUUGAUAAAGCUGGUAAAAUAAUAAAUUCAUCUGGAGCUAUAAUAUCAACAGGAAAAUGCAAAUGGUCAUCUGGGAAAUGUAUUAUUUAAGGAUGUUCUGAUAUUUAAGGAUUUAAUCAUCAUGAUUGUAAUAGUUAAUUAAGUACAUGUACUUAUAAUGGAAAGAAUUGUGUUGUGUAAGGUACAUGCAAUAGUUAUAUAACAAGGGAUUCCUGUAUAGUUGCUACAGGUAUAGAUGGGAAAUGUUAUUGGGAUAAUAAUAUAUGUAUAGCUAUGAAAUGUGAAGAUUAUCCUGUCAGUUUAUGUUCACUCUAUUCAUCUACUUGCAUUUAAGAUGGAUCAACAUGUGUUUCACUUAAAGAUUGUUCAUUAUAUAAAACUUAAAGUGCUUGUGAUUAUGGUAGUCCAACAAGUAUCUGUGCUUGGAUUGUAACAUCUGUUAAUAAUAAAGGUAAAUGUAUUGAAGUAACUACAUGUACUGUAGCAACUGUCUAUGAAAAAGCAUGUAGAAAAUUAUCUGAAAGAUGUUAUUGGUAAGCUAUUACAGUUGCUAAUUAAAUUGAAUAUAUAUGUUCUACUAAGACUUGUGAAAUACAAAGUGAUUCAACUUGUACAGGAUUUUAUGAUUGGUCUCUUAAAAAAUAUACUGUAUGUUAAUUCAAUCCUCAAGGUAAAUGUGUAUCUAUUGAUCCUACAAGUUUGAAUUAAAAUGAUUGUCCAACAUCGACCUUAUAUUAAUAUUCAUGGAAUCCAACAAAAAAUAAAUGUUCAAUUUGUAAUACAGUUUAGACAAAUAAUUCUACUUAAUAGAACUAAUCAAAUGCUGCUGAUAGUAGUUCAAAAUUCAUCAUAUCGAUUAUAGUUAUUCUUCUUGGUUUAAUAAUUUGA